This is a messenger RNA of Babesia bigemina, 972 nucleotides long. RefSeq lists its product as hypothetical. Gene Ontology annotation, molecular function: histone binding. Bases 1 to 972 code for a protein of 323 amino acids. Gene Ontology annotation, biological process: DNA replication-dependent chromatin assembly; CENP-A containing chromatin assembly. NCBI's taxonomy places the organism in Eukaryota, Apicomplexa, Aconoidasida, Piroplasmida, Babesiidae. The transcript is spliced from 5 exons. Gene Ontology annotation, cellular component: nucleoplasm. The record is from RefSeq and is a predicted model, not a curated record.
AUGGAAAGCGCUGGUGAUCUACCGCAGCCGCAAGAAGGCAUGUCGGAACCGUCGCCGGCUCCCACUGUGUACGAGGGGAUGUCCGCCGACGAGCUGUACGAGUUGGGCAAGCGUAACUUCAAGGAGCUGCGGGACUACGCGGAGGCCGCCGAGUGCUUCUCGCGUUGUUUGGAGUUGAGGAGCUCUGGGAACCCAUUGGACCACCAGCUGCGUGAGUGCUACCUGUGGUACGCGGAUUCCCUGCUGACCAAAGAGGAAGAGAGCCAGGCCAUGUUCCCAUCCGAUAUUGACGCAGGAACUGAGAGCGACCUUCCAACUGCGGAGAGCGUGUUGAAGGCCGCCACCGAGGAGGCGAGCGACGAAACGCUGGCCUUCGAGGCGUUCCAGAUCGCCCACGCAUGCUACAGCGACUUCUUGAGCAGCUGCACGCUGCAGGGCGCCGAGCUGGAGAAGGAGGUGCUGGACGCAUCGUACUGCCUCGUGCGGCUGGGUGACAUGUUCUUCACCAACAACCAGUUCAAGGAGGCCGCUGAGGAGUACGAGCGCGCCGUGGAGCUGCGCCGCAAGUACCACUUGGGCGAGCGCCACCUUGCGUCGCUGUACGUGUCGUUGGCGCAGUGCCAGAUGUUCAGCGGGAACUUGAGCGUGUCGCUGGGCACGUUCAACAUGGUGAAGGAGCUGCUUGGGCGGCUUCUCGUGGGCGAGCUGGCCGAGGAUGAACGCCAGCGUAUGCAAGACACCCUGGAGGACGUCGACCUGCAGAUCAACGACCUGCGUAAGCUGAUCGACUCGACGCCUGCGCAAACAGCCCGUCCUGGCAGCCAGUGCGAGGCAGCAUCUCUUGUGCCACAGACCACGGACACUUUCGACGAGCGUACUCUAGACACCGCUUCGAAGUCCGCCGUAAUAAACGUCUCGGAGAAUACGACGGGUUCCAAGCGUCGCAUCGACAUUUCUGGGAUGUACAAAUGA